Chenopodium quinoa (quinoa) is the source of this 1659-nucleotide messenger RNA. Its product is annotated as protein FAR-RED IMPAIRED RESPONSE 1-like. Bases 1 to 1659 code for a protein of 552 amino acids. The transcript has 4 exons. Gene Ontology annotation, biological process: regulation of DNA-templated transcription. The record is from RefSeq and is a predicted model, not a curated record. NCBI's taxonomy places the organism in Eukaryota, Viridiplantae, Streptophyta, Magnoliopsida, Caryophyllales, Amaranthaceae.
AUGCGAAAUCAUUUAGUUGAUAUAUUGGGAGUUGACUUAGCGGAAGCAUUGCGGGAAGAAGAAGGCCAUGGUUGCGCAAGGAGGGAGUUGCGUUUUGAUAGUGAGAAUGGUGGUGUUGGUGGUGACGAUGAUGAUGAUGCUGUAUGUGGUAAUGAGGAGGGAUUUCAGAGUGAGCAUGGUUAUAGAGAAGAGGAUGAGGAGGAAAUUGAAGAGGGAUCAGAAGAUGAUGGAGAUGAAUGGGGGUCUGAUAGUGAGGGAGAGGAAGGGUGGUCAGAUUAUGAGGAAGUAGAAGAGGAGGAAGGAGGUGAAGAUGGAGGUGUAGGGGAAGGAAGUUUUACUUUCAUAACCCCGAAGAAGAACCCCAUACUGGUUAGCACAAUAUUUGGUGUGGAAGAGGAAGUACCAACCCCGAGUGUGGGUAUGGUAUUUGGUAGUUGGGAUGAGGUUGAUAGUUAUUUUUGGAAUUAUGCUAGGCAAAAGGGGUUUAAUAUAGUGAGGGCUGCUGUUGGGUUUGGCAAGGUGAAGAGUGAUUUGGGGGAUGGAACGUUUUGUAAGCAGAAGAGGAAUGCUAAGUGGACGCGUGACUGCUACGGAAGACCCUCCAGGAAGCGUAAAGUGGAUGUACUUAAGGAAGGGUUUUUGCAUGAUGAGGAAACAGUUGUGAAUGUAACAAUGUUCAGGAAGCAUGAGUUGGUGUCUAAAAAUGGGUACUUGGUGAACCGAGUGUGUAAUGCAAAGAAGUCUAGGGUAAAGGUAUCGCAGAUGUAUAGUUGUUUGGCGAGGGAGAAGAAAGGGGUGGAUGAGAUGUCACUUACCCAGAAAGACUUGGAGAAUGUAGUUGCUGAGAAACAAAGACUUGAGCUAACCGAGGGUGAUGUGAAUGGAAUGAUAGAUUACUUCAACAAAAUGAGUGCAGACAAUCAAAUUUUUUUCCAUCUUUGUAGGUUUGGUAAAGAUGGUGCAUUACAAGAUGUUGUUUGGGUAGAUGCGAGGUGUAGAGUUGGGUAUGAAGAGUUUGGAGAUGUUGUCUGUUUUGACAGUACAUACUUAACAAACAAAUUUCACCUUCCUUAUGCUUUGUUUGUCGGUGUGAAUCACCAUGGGCAGAGUAUAUUGUUUGGCUGUGCAUUGAUCUCUCGGGAGACGGAAGAGACCUACGAGUGGGUGCUGAGGACAUGGCUACAUUGCAUGGGAGGGAAAGCUCCUACCUCGAUCCUGAUGGAUCAAGAUCCGGCUAUUAGGAAAGCUGUGCAUAUAACCAUGAGUGACACUUGUCAUAGUUUAGAUGGAGAAGAAUUUGUAGCUCGUUGGAUAGAUGCAGUGGAGUACUGUGAACUACAAGAAAACAGUUGGCUUGAAGGUCUAUUUGAGGAAAGGGAGAUGUGGAUCCCAGCAUAUUUGAAACAUUUGUUCUGGGCGGGGAUGAAAACAACACAGCGUUCGGAAAGCUUCAAUCAUUUUUUCAAAGGUUAUGUUGACAAGAACACAACCUUGUCUGAGUUUUUGCUUCGCUACUGUGAUGCUAUGACCAUAAGGGUUGAGGCCGAAAGAGUUGCUGACUCCAAUACGACCCGCUACGUGAGGCAUUUAAAGACGGUCUUCCCUACGGAGGAGGUGUUCCAGAAGUGCUAUACAGACGCGAAAUUCAAAGAAGUUUAG